CUCUCGACUAUCCUCCACCACAUAAGUCCAAAAUCAAAACUUUUGCCUAUUUAUUUUCGUUCACAGAUGAUCAAAUCGAACUCAAAUCUCCAAAUGUCUAUCAUUCAUGAAGCGCCGGGGUACAUACAAGUCUUCUCCGACGGGACUGUGAAACGUUUCUCCCCGGAGAUCGCCGACAAUCCGGCGGAUUCAACAGGGGGCUUCAAGUCAAAAGACGUCGUAAUCGACCGGUCAAAACCGAUCACCGGAAGAAUGUACGUGCCCGAUCUCGGGCCGGAAGCAGAUGGGGUCAAGUUACUUCCGGUGCUUUUCUACUUCCACGGCGGCGGAUUUUGCACCGGCUCCACCUCGUGGCAGGGCUACCAUGUGUUCCUCGGCGGCCUCUCUGUUCAAUCCAAAUCAAUCGUCGUUUCUGUAGACUACCGGCUGGCGCCGGAAAAUAAGCUCCCGAUUGCUUACGAUGAUUGCUAUUCAGCUUUGGAGUGGGUCCAGAAGAAUCAGAAAGCCGAGCCUUUCCUGGAUUGCUCAGACCUUUCCCGCGUAUUUCUUUCAGGCGAUAGCGCCGGUGGAAAUAUUGUACACCAGGUGACUUUGAAAUAUCUGCGUUCAGUAAAAAACUGUGGUCUCAUAAUUAAAGGGAUUAUGCCUAUCCAUCCGUACUUCGGUAGCGAAAAGAGGACAGAGCUGGAGAUGGCGGAGGGAUCCGCCGACUACGUGGCGAUGAACGACAUGUUUUGGGAGCUGAGCUUGCCGGAGGGCUCUACCCGGGACUUCUACGGCUGCAACUUUGAGACAGAAAAUGAUGCGGCCGCGGCGGAGUUAUCCACCGCUGAGUGGUUGGGCUUUCCGGCGACGGUGGUGUUCGUGGCCGGAAAAGAUUUCUUGAAAGAGAGGGGAGUGAUGUACGCUGAGUAUUUGCGGCGGAAGGGGGUGAAAAGGGUGGAGAUGGUGGAGGCAGAGGGGGAAGGGCAUGUCUUCCACGUCUUUCAUCCACAUUCCGAAGCCACCCGUUUGCUUCAGAAGCAAAUGAGUCAGUUUAUCAAUCAUGGACAGGCCCCGGCCGGCUGAUCCAGUGGUAUUUAUUAUCAAUAGUGAAAAUAAAUAGUUGAAUAUAAAUAUUAUAAUUAAUGAUCGAUAUAUCCUAGCAGAUUAAUGCAUGUAAUUGUAUCUCGAAUAAAGUCCAUGUUUGGUACCCAGGUCCAUAUUGGUUGUCUACUUUCAAUUUGUCACGAUUAUUAAUAAAGUAGUUCAAAAGUAAAAGUUGAAAUUUGAGUAGAAUAAAGUGAAAUGAUAAGGAUCACAUAUUUCUUGUCAAAAAAAGAAACAAGACAUUCAUUUUGGGACAACCCAAAAAGGAAAGUAGGACAACCAAAAUGGGACGGAUCGGAGGGAGCACCAUUUAAAAAGUUUCUAUAAAUUUUUAGCUCUAUGUUUGGUAUGAUCAUUUUAGGAAGUUUUUUCAAAAUAAAAUAUCUUUUUUUUGAGGAGAUACAAUAUGUAGCAUCUAGGAGAAAGUCUGUUGCUUUUAGCAUUAAUUAGUCACAAUAGCUUGCCUUCUGGGGUAAAAAAAAAAAAGCUUGUUAUACAAAACAAAACUGAAUCAAAUGGUCAGUUUUUAUCAAAUAGGUACAAUCUAUUUUUCUCUUUAAGAUCAUUUUAGUCACUAAAAGUUAACAAUUACUAAAAGGUUAACAAAAAUAUCUUUUCAGCUAAUUGUAUCAAACCACUCAAACAUACUUCUAGUUGUAUGUUUGACAUGAUAAUUUUUAGUGGUUUUUCAAAAGAACUUUUCUUCUGAUGGUGGCCGGGGUACGUCACGACAUACUCCUAAUUACAUACUUUUCUCAUAUGCAGUAAGUGUAACUGGCGGAUCUGGUAGAUGUAAUUGAUAGGUCUGAUAAAUGUAACUAAUGGGUCGGAUUAUUGUAACUGAUAGAUCAGGUUACUAUAACUAAUGGAUCGGGUGAGGUAACUAAUCACUAUAAUGUUGGUCGCUGUAUGGGUUAUGUGGACCUAACAAGGGUAUAACAGUCCUCAUACCCAUUUUUAGAAAUUAACAGAAAAU
Messenger RNA from Cuscuta epithymum, 2065 nucleotides. Lineage: Eukaryota; Viridiplantae; Streptophyta; Magnoliopsida; Solanales; Convolvulaceae. The record is from the annotation of a GenBank genome assembly.